Colletotrichum lupini is the source of this 1692-nucleotide messenger RNA. Its product is annotated as FAD binding domain-containing protein. Gene Ontology annotation, molecular function: FAD binding. NCBI's taxonomy places the organism in Eukaryota, Fungi, Ascomycota, Sordariomycetes, Glomerellales, Glomerellaceae. The transcript has 3 exons. The record is from RefSeq and is a predicted model, not a curated record. Bases 1 to 1692 code for a protein of 563 amino acids.
AUGGACCAAUAUUCCAUUUCGGGCUUCUUGCGGUCCACCGUGCUGGAUUGCAGCUCCGAGGUUGCUUCAGGACAGGGUAAUAUAAAGGACAAGCUGACGGCUUAUCACAGAAAGUCUGCCUUCGUGUUCACAUCUGUCAGUGCAACCCACUCCCCCUCCAUGAUGAAGUCUACCAUCAUGGCAAUGAGCACUGCAGCAGCUUUGUUCGAAAUCGCGUCUGCUGCGACUUGCUACUCACAGUCAACGGCAUGCUGCUUGAAAUUGAACAAGGCCCCAGGACUCGCUGGCAAGAUCUACUUCCCCAACUCCACCGAGUAUGUGGAACGUAUGGACUCGUACUGGUCCAUCACCGCUGCCCUGGACCCUUGGUGUAUCGCACAGCCCUCAACAGCCGAGGAUGUCUCGACCAUCAUCACCACCCUCGCUGCGUCUAACUGCACAUUCGGCGUUCGCGGCGGUGGCCAUGGCUCCUUCGCUGGAUCCAACAGUGUCAACGAUGGUGUCACCAUUGACUUUGGCUUCUUCAACAGCACCACCUACAACCCCGACACCAAGAUCGCCUCCAUUGGACCCGGCGGUCACUGGCAGACUGUCUACGACACCCUUGCCCCGUAUGGAGUUGUCGUCACGGGUGGCCGUGCUGGCACCGUCGGAACUGGAGGCUUCAUUCUCGGCGGCGGCAACUCUUUCCACUCGGCGUCUCAUGGUUUCGCAUGUGACCAAGUUGCCAACUUUGAGGUGGUCCUUGCUGAUGGAUCCAUCGUUAAUGCCAAUGCCACUUCCAACCCUGAUCUGUGGCAAGGCCUCAAAGGAACCGGCGCCAACCUUGGUCUUGUCACCCGCUUCGACAUGUACGCCAUUGACUUUCCCGACCCAACAAAGCCGGUAGUCUGGGGAGGCAACCUCAUCUACGACUUGGAGUCCGGGCCCAAAGUCAUCGAUGCCCUCGUUGAGUUCACGGAGAACGUCCACAAGGACGAGAACAGCUCUUCCAUCGUCUACUGGGCGUACCUCCCCCAGCUCGGCGGUAUGAUCCUCAACGCCGCUAUCGAGAACACCUUGGCCGAGGUUGCGCCCCCUGCCUUUGACGCUUACUAUGCGGCUGGCAACAUUACCCAGGACACUACCAAGGUCGACUUAAUUUCCAUCGUCGCAAACGAACUCGGUUCCGGUCAGCCCGCCGGCUUCCGCAACGCCUGGUUCACGCUCGCAUUUGACAACGAUGCUCGGAUCAUGAACUACGCCGUCGAGAAGUUCUACAACCUGAACGCGGAUCUCGAGAAGGCCGUCGGUGCUGACUCAGGCUUCAACACCCUCUGCAUGUUCCAGCCCAUCACCAAGUCCAUCGUCGACAAGGGCAUCGCCAUGGGUGGGAACAGCAUGGGGCUGGACCACUACAUCACCAGAGGCAACGGCAUCAUGUUCCUCAUUACCUUCGCCGUCAACGGAGCUGAGAAUGAAACCAUUUCCUUCCCGUACAUCCAGGCUUACACAGAGGACGUCGAGGCUUAUGCUGCGUCUUUGGACUUGAACUGGGGUUGGAUCUUCCUCAACUAUGCUCACAAGGUACAAGAUGUUAUCUCGUCGUACGGUGAGGCUUCCAUCGAGAGGCUGAGGGCCGCUUCUACCAAGUACGAUCCUACUGGUGUUUUCCAGAACCUUCGUCACUCAGGCUUCAAGAUUCCCUUCUAG